Caenorhabditis bovis is the source of this 363-nucleotide messenger RNA. The record is from the annotation of a GenBank genome assembly. NCBI's taxonomy places the organism in Eukaryota, Metazoa, Nematoda, Chromadorea, Rhabditida, Rhabditidae.
AUGGUCAAAGUGAUACCAAAAGUGAUCAAUUCGCCGUAUCCGAGGUCCCGAUUGCCAAUGUUCCUCUACAGUGUCUCCAUUUAUUUUCCGAUGGUCGCUGCUCCGACAAUAAUGAUAAUCUCAUUGACAUGGCUCAUCACCGCCCUCUAUUAUGUGCACAGUCCGUGCACAUUGGCCUACAAUUUUAUGGAAAUGCCAUCCGCCGUUUUUUGCUCACUUCUCUCCGGAAUUAGUGCUGUCAUCGAAAUUCACUUUUCAAUCGACGCCAUGCAAGUCCAAUGGGUCGACCAAUCCUUCUGGAUAUUUACAGUCUCCACCGCGUUGUGCCUUCUACAUGCCAUGGUGGCCUUCGCCCUUCAGUAA